Molecule: messenger RNA, 4103 nt
Organism: Scheffersomyces coipomensis
Lineage: Eukaryota; Fungi; Ascomycota; Pichiomycetes; Serinales; Debaryomycetaceae
Gene: MED14
Product: Med14p
Exons: 1
Coding region: 444-3980 (1178 amino acids)
Biological process (GO): regulation of transcription by RNA polymerase II
Cellular component (GO): core mediator complex; mediator complex
Molecular function (GO): transcription coregulator activity
Source: RefSeq, a predicted model, not a curated record
CCAGACUAUUAUCAUCAGCGUGACAAGCUUGUGUUGUGUUGUGUUGUUCGUUACCUAGUUGAUCUUGCCGAUUGAACAUCAUUAAACAGAUUUGAUACAAUCUGAUCAAUCAAGGUUUAUUUUACUAUUCAAAUCAGAAAGCCAUCCGGUAGCGUACUGUGAUCUUUUGUUUCUGGAAGUAACUUUGGAGUUGCUUAAUUCUUCUUGUGGAGAGGAUUGUGAAAAGUUAGUUGUUAUUCACUGUUUAAUUCUGUUUGAUAUAUCAAUAACAAACCUGUAUAAAAUCCAUCAUUAGAAGUUUCAUCAACAAAUCAAGUUGAUUGGACAUUACAAGUCUUGCUUAAAGAUCCGACUACCAUUUACCAUUUAGCCUAAUUUCAACAAGCAUAUCAAUCAUAUUUUACCACAUAAUAUACGUGUUUUCAUACUUUAGUUAACCUAAGAUGUCGGAUUCAGUCAUAGAGAUAGAUAGUCCGAUUGGACAUUCUAAUGGUACCCAGACCAAAACUAAAAUAACAAAUGGUUCUGUGAUAGAGAAGCGCAGUACAACUGUACCACCUGAAAUACCUCAUAUACUGAAUAAUAUAAUACCUUUAUCAAAUAUUCUCAAGUUCUACACUCAAGAGGCAUUCAAACAAUUAAGUACUGUCAUAGAAAAUCUAUCGUCAACCCAAGAUUCUGAAAACGAUUCCACUAGAAAGAAAAAAUUCUUAGAAACAAUAAUUUCUUUAAGGCAAGAUUUUGUAAAGAUUUAUACCCUUGUCAAAUGGUCUGCAAGCUCAAAAGAUGUAUCUAAAUUGAUUGAUUUAUUGAAUUGGUGUAGAAUGCAAGAAUUUCAUUUUGAUCAACUAGCUAUUCAAUUGAAUGGCUUAACAGGUUAUAGUGGAGCCAAAUUACCUAAUUCAGAUCUAAUCACUAGUUUAGAAGUGUUUUUUAAAGGCAGACCCCAAUUACCAUCAUAUAAUUAUAUACCAAUCAAAAAGAUCAGUCCAGAAAAGACGCUAGAGGUUUUAAGUGAUUUGAAUUUAAUUCUAAUAACGAGAUUGGCCUUGAUUGACAUACCGAAGAGAUUAAGUAAUAAUUAUAUCAUUAAAGAUGGAAGAGUCUAUUUUUCAGUUCCAAAUGAAUUUGAAGUAUCAAUCACAGUGGCCAAUGAUCUCAUCAUAGAUACAGAUGAAGAAUAUUACAAGUCACCAUUCUAUUUCAUUGAUUUUAAAUUUUUAUUUGGUAUUAAUCCUGAAACUUCAUUAAUCACUCAUACUGAUAAUAAGAUCGUUACAAAAUUACCUAAAUCAUCCCAUCAAAAACUUGAGAAAACUGUAAAUAAUAUAUUAUUAAAUCAAGGAUUAUAUGGAUUGUAUGAUGUUUUACAUAAAUAUUCAAUUUCGUUUAAAUUAUACUUGAUUGCAAAACAACUAAAGGAAUUAUUAAUCAAUACGAGAUGGAGAAAUAACUUGCAAGUGAAUUAUCAAACUGGUAAGUCAUUAGUAAUUGUAAAUUAUUGGUCUACUCACUUCUUAUCUAAGAAUUGGAGAUCUUUCUUGGAACUUGGAAUUGAUAAGAGUUAUAAUUUAAAUUUUAGAUGGUUUAAGAAUGGGAAAUAUAAUAUUAAUCAAGAAUUGAUCGAUGCACUUAGUUCACAGUUAAAAAAUUCAUCAUCUUCAAGUAAUGAUAAUUCCGAAAACAACGAUAGAUCCUUAUCCCAAUCCGAUAGAAACGAUGAUGACUCACAACAAGACUUGCUUGAAAAUAAUGAAGAACAUGAAGAUUUAAACGUCGAUUUAAUCUUGAAUGUGAUAGUUAACAAACAUUCUGCAUUAAUUAUGGAAAAAGUGUUUAAUAUAUUAGAUGAAAAGUUAAAUACCAUUGAAAACCCAGAUCAAGUUUCAUAUUUGAGUCCUCAACAAUUGUUAUUGAAAUUAUCUCCAAAUAAAUCAACCAUCUUUUGUAUCAAUCCCUUAACUGGAUUCUUCUACUUUAUUGAUCCAAGUCCAUUACAAAAUGUACUCACUAAAAGAAUUAAUUCACCACCUACUGUUGUUAAAAAUAAAAACUUUAUUAGUGAAGCAGAUAUGGUCAAUAAUAUAAUCGAUAAUUUGAUACAAUUAAGAUUAGAAGUAUACAAUAAAGAAAUCAACAAUAAGUUGUUAACUACUGAGUGGAUUAAUAAUGAUAUUAUUGUGUUGGGAGAAUAUGAAGUAUCCAAAUUAUCUAACUUUCUCGUUAAUGGCCUUAACUUUACAAAAGGUAUUCAUAAUAUAAAAUUUUAUCGUCGGAAGAAUUGGCCAUCAAGUUGGUUUUUAAUCAGUUUAAUCAGUGGGAUUUCUUCAACUUCUUAUUGGUGGGUUGCAAGAUUGAAAUCAAUUAGUGGAGAAUGGAAAAUUCAAUGGAUUCAAAAAUUAAAGUUUCAAAAGAAUAAUCAUUAUGUUGAAGAUACUUCUGAGAAUCAAUUGAGUCUUAAUGAUGGAGUUGAACCUUCCUCGUUUAAUUAUGAAUUUUUUAGUAGCUUGUCAACCUCAUGUUCAAAUAUGAUUAUAGAUCAUAUGAUUUUGGAAGAAUUACAAGCUAGAAACAUAAGAUUCUUGAAAACAGAUUCAGUUAAACAAAUUCUUGAAAAGUUCAAUAUUUCUGAAAUUCCUGAAGAUGAAGAAAAGAAGCAUUACAAUGGGGAUCUUAAAUUAGAAGAAAUCAAAGAUAAUGAAGAUGAAGAAGCCGAAGCAGAAAAGACAAAGCCACUCGUAUAUGAAUCAAUAAUCUUGAUCUACAAUCAUAAUGAUUUAUUACCAAUCUAUAAUUCAUCUACCAGUUUAUUUUUAAAGAUCAAAUUAAUUAAUGCGAAUAACGUUACUCAAAUGAAAUUGAAAUUAUUUGGAAAUUUAAGGAAUUUGUCGAUAAAGAAUUCCCCGGAAAGUUUCUUACAAUUGAAUUUAAAGAUUGAUGAAGUUAAGAAUUAUUUUGAGAUUUAUGAUUUGAUUAACUUAUCAAGUAGAUUAAAUGAAACUGGUACAAGAGCUAGUUCCGCUGUUUCAAGCAGUGGUGAUUCUUCUUCCAAUGACUCUAAGAAUGGAUUAUUAGACAAGGUAUUCAAUAAUUUGAAUAAGUUGAACAAGUUAAUUAAGAUUCUUGAUCAAUUAAACAAGGGAAAAAUAAAAGUUGUGGAAAAUACCGUUAAUGAUAUAACAAUCAGCUUACAUGAAAACUUGAAUAAUUUAAUUAUUAAAUUACCUGAAAAAUCAACUGAAGGAAUCCAAAUAGUGAGUGAUCAAAAUCUGAAACGAGAAGUUAGUCCUGAGUUUUCUUUGGUUCUUACUUAUUUGAAUCGUUAUUUAAGUGCUCAUGUUGGAGAUCAAAUCCCUGAAAGUGAGAAUGCAAACAUUGAAGAUGCAGAAGCCAAGGAUAGUGCUUCUAUUAUUGGUAUAAUAGCCUGUGUUAAAGAACUUGAUCCUGUAUUACAAUCAAUUCUUAAGAUUCGAUCUGAUAUUGCCAAAUCAGAAAGUACGUUUAAAAUGGCGAAUGGAUUAUCAAAAUUAAACUUUGAUGUUAAGAUUCCAAAUCUUAAUAACAUUCAAUACAUCUUCUAUUUGUAUUAUGUGACAGUUAAUUCUGCUAAGAAGAUAUUCAAAGAUAAACUUGUUAUCAAUUUAAGUUUUAAACGAAAUAAAUUUGAUGUUAUAAAUAGAAAUUUGAUUAAAAUUUCGUUAAAGGAUAAUCUUAAUUCCAAAAACAUCAAGCAUAAGAAGUUAUUUGAAUUAAUAUUUAAAUCAAUUAAUGAUUAUGAUUUGGAAUAUCAAAGUUCAAAAGAUUCGAAUCCAACUCAAAUCCAUACCCCAUCAUCAGUAUCAUCAAGCAAUGGCGAUUCCAACUCUCGUUUAUUAAUUAAAUUGAAUUAUGACUUUUUGGUUAGUUCAAAUGUGGUGGAAGAGUUAAUGGUUAGAAUCGGCAAUUGUUUCAUUCAAUAUUUACAAGCUGAAACAAGAUAAUUCUACACUGUGUUGUAUUAUAAAUGGUUUGCUUUAAAUGUUAAAGUUUUUACAAACAGAAAACCCCUUCAAAAAAUUAAUAAUAAUAAUAGUUGUUUUAAUAAUGUUUAUAGAUAUAUAUUG